Messenger RNA from Erythranthe guttata (spotted monkey flower), 624 nucleotides. NCBI's taxonomy places the organism in Eukaryota, Viridiplantae, Streptophyta, Magnoliopsida, Lamiales, Phrymaceae. The record is from RefSeq and is a predicted model, not a curated record.
AUGCACAUACCUCUAUUUUGUAGAAUUCUUUCUGGUGUUGAAGCAUACGAUCCCUACUUGGUCCAAAAAAAAGAUGCAGUAGGGAUCCCCAGUUUAUCAUCUCUUCAAAAGGUAAUUGCUGGAUAUAGAAUUCUUGCUUAUGGAGUUCCAGUAGAUUUUCUGGAUGACCACAUACGCAUAGGUAAAAGCACUUCUAUUGAGAGCCUACGUCAUUUUGUGAAAGCAAUUGUUGCCCUUUACGCUGAAAAAUAUUUAAGAGCACCAAAUGAAGAUGAUUUGUCUCAAUUGCUCCAAGUCAACGAGCAACGUGGAUUUCCUGGAAUGCUUGGAAGUAUCGAUUGCAUGCACUGUGGAUGGAAAAAUUGUCCAUCCGCAUGGCAAGGUAUGUACUCUGGUCAUUAUCGUAAACCGACUAUUAUAUUGGAGGCGUUUGCUUCACAAGAUCUUUGGAUAUGGCAUGCCUUCUUUGGAAUGCCAGGCUCGCUCAAUGAUAUUAAUGUUUUAGAAAGAUCUCAUGUCUUCUCAGCAUUGACCAGUGUUCUUGCACCUCCGGUCAAUUUUAUUGUCAAUGGACAUAAUUAUCAUAUGGGCUAUUAUCUAGCAGAUGGUAUUUACCCUUCAUAG